CCGUAGGCCGGCUCGGCGGCGGGAAAGGCGCGCGCGGCCGCGGGAUGGAGGAGGCCGCGGCCGAGGAGCAGCAGCGACUGUCCUACCAGCAGAGGCUGAAAGCUGCCGUUCACUACACGGUCGGCUGUCUGUGCCAGGAGGUGGCUGCCGAAAAAGAGAUGCCCUUCAGCAGGCAAACCAUCGCGGCCAUUGCGGAGGUGACUUUCCGGCAGUGCGAAAAUUUUGCCAAAGACCUUGAAAUGUUUGCCAGACAUGCGAGGAGAAGCACAAUUAACGCGGAAGACGUGAAGCUCUUAGCCAGGAGGAGUAAUUCACUGCUAAAAUACAUCACAGAGAAAAGCGACGAAAUUGCUCAGUUUAACCUGGAACAAAAGGCAAAGAAGAGAAAGAAGCCGGAGGCUGGCAGCAGAGUUUCCGAGGCGGCAGGAGUGGAGGAGAGCGAGAGCUGACGCCCAGAGCUGUGGGGGAGCGGCCGGAAGCAGCUGCGGGCCCGGCUGCC
Molecule: messenger RNA, 499 nt
Organism: Ochotona princeps (American pika)
Lineage: Eukaryota; Metazoa; Chordata; Mammalia; Lagomorpha; Ochotonidae
Gene: CENPS
Product: centromere protein S
Exons: 5
Coding region: 45-449 (134 amino acids)
Biological process (GO): replication fork processing; resolution of meiotic recombination intermediates
Cellular component (GO): Fanconi anaemia nuclear complex; FANCM-MHF complex
Molecular function (GO): protein heterodimerization activity; chromatin binding
Source: RefSeq, a predicted model, not a curated record